This is a messenger RNA of Vicia villosa (hairy vetch), 573 nucleotides long. RefSeq lists its product as uncharacterized. The transcript has a single exon. The coding region runs from base 1 to 573 and encodes 190 amino acids. NCBI's taxonomy places the organism in Eukaryota, Viridiplantae, Streptophyta, Magnoliopsida, Fabales, Fabaceae. The record is from RefSeq and is a predicted model, not a curated record.
AUGUUACUUGAGUAUUAUCCUAUUGAAGCGCCUGAUAUUCUUAGGGAGAAAGCAUUUGGUUAUUUGUGGAAGAUUAACAUUCCGUUUAGAAUUAAAGCGUUUGGAUGGAAAUGUUUUUGGAACCGAGUGGCUACUAAGGAUCAACUUUCGCGUAGAGGUGUGGAUUUAAUUUCUGAUUUAUUUUGUUUGCACUGCGGAACGGUUGAGGAGUCUUUAGAUCACCUUUUGGGGCAAUGUUGCAUGGCGAAUUCAGUGUGGAGGAAGAUUGCUAAUUGGGUUGGUAUAGACGGUUGCGUUGAGAAUCAUGGGUGGCGUAAUUUCUUGCGUUGGUUUGAGUUUUUUAAACGGAAGAAGAUAAAAACCGGUAACGAAGGCAUUAUAUGGAUGGCGGUGUGUUGGAGUUUGUGGAUAUCGACGAACAUUAUUUUGUUUGAGGAAGGUAUUUGCGAUAUUAACGAUAUCGUGUGGAACAUCAAAUUGCAGGCUUGGAAAUGGUCUUUCAUAGGAGAUAUUACAUAUACCAAAUAUAAUUUUUAUGAGUUUUACAAAGCCCCUUUGGAUUAUUUAGUUUAA